ACACACCGUCCGGAAAAGAUCUCGCAAGGGAAUCACAGACAUGCUGCAGUUCUUUGAACCAGCCUGUAAUUUACAAUCUUCGCUGAUAACCAUUCAAUGAUUCUUGAUCCCAGAUAAAUAGAUCCUCCCAAUUAUCAAUGAGUAUCAGUUCUUCGGAUCCAGUGCGGUCACUAGCAUCAGUGUUCAGUUCAGUGCUUCGAGCUUGUUUUACAAGAUGCAUUCUUCCAUUACUGCUGUUCUUCUGCUAGUUGCCUCUGUAAUGGCACUGUACGUCGUUCAUGUGAACAGUCUACCAACUGGUAUGCCAGUUGAAGACGAUCUCGUUCUUACAGGAGACGAACUCCCUGCUGCAGUGGGUCGUGAAUCGGCUGUAGCGACCGGCAGCCGCGCGAAGCGAGCAACGUGCGACCUGCUCAGCUUCAACAGCAAAUGGGUGACUCCGAACCAUGCCGGUUGCGCGGCUCACUGUUUAAUCAGAGGCAAGAAGGGAGGCAGCUGCAAAAAUGCUAUUUGCUACUGCAGGAACUAAUUCAACAACGUUACUUCAUACCACAAUGAUGAAAUUUAUCCAUGACACCAAAUAUUUCGAAAGCUGUUACUGCUACUCAAAAAGUAAAGUUCUCCAUUCUUCUAGAAUAUCAAUGGAUUAUCAUUCAAAUAGUGAAGUUCUUCAUUCUAGAAUAUGAAUUUUAUUACAUAAUUGAUGAAAUUUAUACUAAUUAUAUGUCAUCAAUACUAUGACAUACUAUGCAAUAAAUAUAGUAAACUGGAAAUUUUUAUGCCCGUGAUAAAAUUUUGCGUACUCUUCCCACUCUUUGAAAUGAGUUAUCCAAAGUAAAUUCAUGACAUCACACUGUUCAGAUACUAAACCACAAAACUCAUUUAUACCGCACGUUAAAUUGGAGUAAAUUCAGUGUUAUCAAUAGAAAUCUAUUUUAAUAUUAUCUAUUUUUAAUGGUCCAUUACCUUUUCAAGUAUUAGGAACCUGGUCUGUUUGUUGCAAAAAAAUGAUAGAAUUCAAAUAACAAUUAUUCAAUAUCUUUGAUACAACUCGUAUCACUCUGAUUUCCAUCUACAGAAGUAUGGAUAGCGAAUGUGAUUUGUGAUUCAAAAAUACCUAAUAUUGGAAAAUUAUUGAAUAUCGAAAAUACUGAAUAUAAUAAAUUCAUUUUUAAAGCAUAUCACUUAUUAUUGUUUGCAAUGUUGCAAACUUGAGGCAUUUUAACUAUUUGCAAUGUUUGAAAUGUUCUUCAAACUUCAUUCUUGAUUUUAUUCAACUGAUCUGGUACCAUUCAAUCCUAAUUGCCAUACAUUCUUCUACUUUCAAUUCUACUACUAAUUUAUUGUUUUCAUGUCUCCUUGAAGAUUUUUUAAUAAGAACUUGUGUGUAUGAUAUUUUAAAAGGCUGAGUAUUAUCUAAUAGUAAACGUAUUUGUAAAAAUAUCAUUUAUAUUUAUUAAUUGUGAAUAAAACCAGUAUUUUACAACCACUAAAUAUAUUUUUCAAUAAAUUUUAUAUUAUAAUUUUUUUCAAUUCAAUUAAAGAGCUCAGUUUUGAA
This is a messenger RNA of Nilaparvata lugens (brown planthopper), 1558 nucleotides long. RefSeq names its product defensin. Bases 215 to 529 code for a protein of 104 amino acids. The transcript has 2 exons. Gene Ontology annotation, biological process: defense response to bacterium; humoral immune response. NCBI's taxonomy places the organism in Eukaryota, Metazoa, Arthropoda, Insecta, Hemiptera, Delphacidae. The record is from RefSeq and is a predicted model, not a curated record.